AGACGAGAGAGGAGGGUCUUUUUGACAGUACGCUCUACAGAGCUAAACAACCUGUUCGACCAGAGCUCAGAGCUCAUCGCGCUGUCUUCAGCUGCUUACGUUACCUUUAGAAUUGGUCUCUGUCAAUAUCUCAGAUGGCUGCAUACAAGCUGGUUCUCAUUCGCCACGGCGAGAGCUGCUGGAACCAGGAGAAUCGCUUCUGUGGCUGGUUCGACGCGGAUCUGAGCGAGACAGGGGUUCAGGAAGCAAAGAAAGGCGGUCAAGCUUUAAAUGAUGCAGGGUUUGAGUUUGACAUUUGUUACACCUCUGUGCUGAAGAGGGCUAUUCGGACGUUAUGGAUUGUUUUGGACGGUAUUGAUCAGAUGUGGCUGCCCGUGCACAGGACCUGGCGCCUGAACGAACGCCAUUAUGGUGGUCUCACUGGGUUAAACAAGGCAGAGACUGCGGCCAAGCACGGUGAAGCCCAGGUUAAGGUUUGGAGGCGCUCCUACGACAUCCCUCCACCAACUAUGGAUGCAGAUCAUGACUUUUACAGUAUCAUCAGCAAGGACAGACGUUAUGCUGAUUUGACUGAGGACCAGCUGCCUUCUUGUGAGAGUCUGAAGGAUACAAUUGCACGGGCGCUACCUUUCUGGAACGAAGAGAUUGUGCCUCAAAUCAAGGAAGGAAAGAGAGUGUUGAUUGCCGCUCAUGGAAACAGUUUGAGAGGCAUCGUGAAACACUUAGAAGGUAUGUCUGAGGAGGCCAUCAUGGAGCUGAAUCUGCCCACAGGCAUCCCUAUUCUUUAUGAGCUGGACAAGAACCUGAAGCCCAUCAAGCCCAUGCAGUUCCUCGGAGACGAGGAAACAGUUCGCAAAGCAAUGGAGGCUGUGGCAGCACAGGGCAAAGCCAAGAAAUAGAGCAUAUACUUUUUAAUUAUACAUCAGCACUGAAGUACUUUAAACAAGACUCCCAUAUUUAACAUCAAUGAGGCAGAGCUCUAUGGAAGAAGUAUAUACAAGUAAAAAAAAUAAAAAUAAUUAUGGGGCCUAUAUGUAACCAAUUUGAAAUAUUAGAAUUUUGGAAUGGUUGUGAGUAUUUAUUAGUUAAACAGUUUACAGGGACUACACAUUUUUGUUUGGAUUUGUCUUUUAUGUAAUUCAUUCCAUAAUUUACUUUGUCUCCACUUUAUUUUGAAGAAUGUUUGGUCAAUGUUGUAUCUUCAAGUACAUUUCGUUUCACAUUAAACCAGUGUCGAGUCUG
Carassius carassius (crucian carp) is the source of this 1242-nucleotide messenger RNA. RefSeq names its product phosphoglycerate mutase 1-like. Gene Ontology annotation, biological process: glycolytic process. The transcript is spliced from 4 exons. The coding region runs from base 135 to 899 and encodes 254 amino acids. Gene Ontology annotation, molecular function: intramolecular phosphotransferase activity. Lineage: Eukaryota; Metazoa; Chordata; Actinopteri; Cypriniformes; Cyprinidae. The record is from RefSeq and is a predicted model, not a curated record.